Molecule: messenger RNA, 1904 nt
Organism: Puntigrus tetrazona (Sumatra barb)
Lineage: Eukaryota; Metazoa; Chordata; Actinopteri; Cypriniformes; Cyprinidae
Product: tripartite motif-containing protein 16-like protein
Exons: 9
Coding region: 143-1567 (474 amino acids)
Molecular function (GO): protein binding
Source: RefSeq, a predicted model, not a curated record
CCUUCAACAGAGACUCUUCCCACAUAUGUCUGUUCAAAAACUGGUUUUAUUGGUUUUUCCUGUUCUGGUUUGUUAGGUUGAAAAACAAAAAAUCUGAAGACCGCAUUUCAAGGGUAGAACAAGAAUCCUUCAGACGUGGAGAAUGGCGCACGUUUCAGAUCAUCUUCUGGCUGCUCUGGAUGAUCUGGACACCGAUGAACUCAAGAGGUUUAAAUGGCACUUAAAGAAUCAUCACUGUCUUUCCAGUGCUGUCCUGGAGAAGGCAGACGCUCCUGACACGGUGGAUCUGAUAAAGAAGCGUUUUGGACCAGAAGAAGCCGUGAAGGUCUCGGUGGAGAUCCUGAGGAAGAUGAACCAGAACCACGUGGCUGAACAGUUAGAGGACAAAAACAAGCAAGCUCCUCAGGAUGAAGGCACUACUAAGGAUCCUGUUGAAGCUGAAUUAAAACAGAUCGAGGACAAGACCAGCGAAGAAGAUUUGGAAGACAUGAAGUUUGAGAUAAAGAUAAUGCAGAGGACGUUCCGGAAGAGAAUCCAGCAGAGAGAGAAAGAUCUUCAGCAGCUGAGAGAGGCUGCAGAGUCUUAUAAGCGCUCUGCACAGACAGCAGUGGAGGAAAGUGAGCAGAACUUCUCUGAACUCAUUCGCUCCAUUGAGAAAUGUCGUUCUGAGUUUAGACAGCGGAUCAGAGACCAGGAACAGGCUGCACUUAGUCGAGCUGAAGGAGGACUGGAGCAAAUGGAGCAGGAGAUCAAUGAUCUGAGGAGGAGAGACGCUGAGCUGGAGCAGCUUUCACACACGCAGGAUCAAACCCAGUUCGUGAAGAGUUUCCAGGCCCUUUCACCUCCUCCUGAAUCAACAGAAGCACCCAACAUUCCCUUCACUUCUCUCUUCUCUUUUGAUGGCCUGAGAGAAUCUGUCCGUCAGCUCAGAGACAAACUGGAGGAUUUCUGCAAGGAGGAACUCAAAAAGAUCUCAGACAGAGUCACGUUUACCAACCUUGUUUCUAGGACCAGAAACGACCUCCUACAAUAUUACCGUCAGUUCACUCUGGAUCUGAACACGGUGCACGAAUGCACCCUUCUGUCGGAGAACAACAGAGCGAUUGCUUACGAUAACUCUUGCCCUUCCAUUUUCACACAGCAGCGAUAUCCCGAUCACCCAGAGAGGUUUAGUCACUGCUGUCAGGUGUUGUGUAGGGAGAGUGUGACUGGACGCUGUUACUGGGAGAUUGAGUGGAGUGGGAGUGUGUUUAUAGCGGUGUCCUAUAAGAGCAUCAGGAGGAAGGGAUGGGGUAAUGAGUGUGACUUUGGAAAAAACAAUCAGUCGUGGUGUUUUUGCUACUCUCCCUCCAUUAAUAUGUUUGUGCACAAUAACACAUGGACUGAUCUCCCUGUGAUGCCCAUCAGCAGUAGACUAGGAGUGUAUGUGGAUCACGGAGCAGGAACUCUGUCCUUCUACAGCGUCUCUGACACAAUGAGCCUCAUCCACACAGUCCAGACCACAUUCACUCAUCCGCUCUGUCCCGGCUUUAGAAUGGAUAGUGACUCGUCGUUGAAACUGUGUUGAUAAAUCAGAAUAUACUUGAUGAGAGAUUGUGAGAGUGUGGUGAGGUUUGGUAACACAAGCACCAUUUAGCACUUCUCGUUUCAGUUUGCAUGACUGUUAUCUAAACCUGUGAGAUCAUCAUCUUCCUGCAGUCUCUUCUCUGUUGUGUUUAUCAGUGUAGGAGUGCAAGAACGUAGGAGAAAAAGAUAUGAAAUCGUCACUGACUCGAUGUCUCAUAUCGCUAUAACCUGCUUCUAUUAUUACUGUUUUUAUCCAUUCACUGUAUGGCGUGGAUCUCCUUUUUCUUACUAUUAUUAUUUUUAAUAUUUUUUUAAUCUACCUUUAAUUGCAAAAGUUU